AUGACCGCCGCCGUCACUCCUUUUCCCCCCUUUCAUGAAGGGAAUAUAAAGAACUGGUUCCUGCAAAUGGAAGCUAUUUUUACUGUCGGAAGAAUUACAGACCAAAAAACAAAGUUUGGCCACGUGGUGGCGGUUUUGCCACCCGCCAUUGUCGACGAAGUAUCAGACUUCAUAGAAGCCGUUCCGGAAGUAGAACCCUACGCCCGAUUAAAAGAAGCGAUCUUAAGGAGAAUGGGCCGUACGGAGGAAUCAUUAAUCCGGGAACUAUUUAGCAACCUAACUUGCGAUGGCAGGACUCCCUCACAACUUCUUCGUUAUAUGAAAAGCCGACUCGGCAAAAAUACCAUGGCUGACUCUAUAUUGAAAAGCUUGUGGCUGGACCGUCUCCCCACCACCAUUACCCAAAUUUUGGCGCCUAUGUCCGAGAACACCCCAAUCGACCAGUUAGCGGACGCCGCUGACCGUAUUUUCUCGCAACUGGAUCAUAAGACAACGCCAGUACACAGUGCUGAAGCGAUUAGUGACCACAGGUCCUUGGGAAAAACAGUGGAGGAUUUGCAACGCCAAGUUAGAGAUUUAACAUUAGCUCUAGAAAGCCAUGGUCGAAGCCGGUUUCCUUCCCGCCGGCGCUUCAGGAGUCGACCUCGCUCGUCCAGUCGAAACAAGGAUGCGACUUCUAUGUGUUAUUACCACCGCCGAUUUGGGUCUGCAGCACACUACUGCACCAAGCCGUGUACCUAUACUGCGGUCGCGGAAAACAAAACCGCCAGCGAGUGA
Molecule: messenger RNA, 777 nt
Organism: Acanthosepion pharaonis
Lineage: Eukaryota; Metazoa; Mollusca; Cephalopoda; Sepiida; Sepiidae
Source: the annotation of a GenBank genome assembly